AUGCGAAAACUUAUAUCAAGAUCGCUGCUGCUGGCGGCCUUCUCAACAUGUGUACAGGGUGAUCGAGCAUUUGAACACACUAAACAACGAACUGGACUAUCGGAUCUCUUAGCAGCGCUGGAUACAUCACGAUCAGGAGGACAAGGGCAGGGGAAUGGAGGAGCUCAGAUACAAGCCAGUCCGCAAAGGAAUGGCGCAGGCCAACAGCAGAAUGAGAUAGCAGAUCUAUUAGCCAUCCUUGAAGGCACGCAACUCGGAGGAGUAAAAUCUGGAAACGGAGGAGCACAGCUGCAGGGAAGCCAAGGAAGCCAAAAAGGAAGUGGGGGAAACAGAGGGAGCAUGCAAGGGGGACAAGGAGCGAAGACAGUCACAGUAACGAAAGGGACAGCGGCUGCAGGAAAUGGAAGUUGUCCAGCGGAAAAGACAGUGACGAAGACAAUAAGUGUAUCUGGACCCGCGGCAUUAGAGACGGGGUUUCCUGCCAAUGUCACAGUAAUAACCACUAUUACUGCACAAGUAGCGCCACAAUCAGCUGCAGAAGCACCAACUAUGCCAGCUGGUAUAAUGCCCCCAGCGGGAGCAGUUGGAACCGGUGAAGUAGCCUCGAGAACUUCCAGAGUUAGUAAGCCUUCGGAGGCGUCGACUCCGGGUGUUGCAUCUGAAGCUGCCGUAAUGCCAGCCGGUGUGAUGCCUCCAGCAGGAGCAGCAGCUGGUUCUGGUCCUCUGAAGACGGCGGGGAUAGUGAAGACUAAUGAUGGAGCCAGUCCUCCCGCUGCAUCAGCAGUACCAGGAGUUAAUCCUCCAGCAGGAGCCGCAGGAACAGCACCUGCAGGAACCGGAAAGACACCAGCAAUAAUUAAGACCAAUGAUCCUGCUGUUGGCAAUAUGCCAAUACAAGGUGGAGCCUCUGCGCCCCCAGCAAUAGCAUCCCCACCACCCGUUGGCGCCCCAGGUCAAAUGGCCUCCGGAGUAGGAACACUCGUUCCAGGAGGUGCAUGUGAUUGUUCAUGUCUCUGCGCUCCCGGCUCAUUCCCAAACAUGGAACAAAUGGGUCAAGCACCUGCCGCUGCUCCAGCCGUCGCUCCAGCAAUAGGAACAACAAUGACAACACUGACCAGCGCUGCCAUUGUUAAAGUCACACCUGGUGUCCAAGCACCCCCUCAACCUCAAGCAGAAAGUCCUUCCGUACCUGUGGCUCAACCUCAGGUCCAGCCGCCGCCAAGUCCGUCACCACCGUCUUCAGCUUCAACUUCGGCUCCGGCUAGUUCGACAGGAGCGUCGUCGAUAGAGUUAUCUGUUUCGGGGCCGUUCGGCCAGGCUGCGGCGUUAGUAAGGCCAAGUAGCUCGACGACGCCUGGUGGGGAUGCUGCGGCGAAUGCAGCGGCUGCUAUUAACAUUUCGACGUUUUUGUUGACCAGUAGUUUGGUGUUAGGGAGCUUGGCGUCUCCAACGAAUCCGCCGAAAGCGUAG
Messenger RNA from Cadophora gregata, 1470 nucleotides. RefSeq lists its product as uncharacterized. The record is from RefSeq and is a predicted model, not a curated record. The transcript has 6 exons. Bases 1 to 1470 code for a protein of 489 amino acids. Lineage: Eukaryota; Fungi; Ascomycota; Leotiomycetes; Helotiales; Ploettnerulaceae.